AUGGGAGGCACGGCUCGGGACAGCCCGGAGGACUGCCGCUUUCUGGACGCAGAAGUAUCCAAGAGGCGAACGAGGACCUGCAGCAGGUACCAGGUCUGCGGGCUGCUCUUCAGCGUGCUGCUCAUCUCUCUUAUCCUGAUCUUCUUUGGUGUCAAAUACCUCCGGAACCCAGCGCCCAGAAAAGUUUACGACAUGGAACACACGUUCUUCAGCCACGGUGAGAAGAAGAAGAUUGUGAUGGAGAUCGACCCACUGGCCAGGACAGAGACCUUCAGCAGCGGGAAUGGCAGUGAGGAAAUCCUGGAGAUCCAUGACUUCAAAAACGGAAUAACUGGCAUCUUCUUCGUGGGACUUCAAAAAUGCUUCAUCAAAACUCAGACUAAAGUCCUACCUGAGACUACAGAGGCCAAGAUCCCAGAGCUUGAGGGAGAAGAAAUCACGACCACGUACUUUGAGCAGUCUGUGGUCUGGGUGCCCGGGGAAAAGCCCAUCCAGAACAAGGAGUUCCUGAAGAGCUCCAAGAUCUUUGACAUCUGCAGAAAUGUGACCAUCUACUGGAUCCACCCCACACCCAUAGCAGCUCCUGAGCUGGCCAACCUUGAAGGGGCAGAAGAAGACGACCCUGAGCUGCUCAUAGACAACCAGAGCUGGUUGGACGGGGGGAGCGAACACGAGGUGGAGAAGGAUGAGCAGCCAGGGCCCAAGCGUCGCGCACGGCAGCUCACUGAGGAGGACCUGCCCGUCAAUGACUACUCGGAGAACGGGCUGGAGUUCCACCCGCUGUGGGACGAGCACG
Molecule: messenger RNA, 796 nt
Organism: Nestor notabilis (Kea)
Lineage: Eukaryota; Metazoa; Chordata; Aves; Psittaciformes; Psittacidae
Gene: TNMD
Product: tenomodulin
Exons: 7
Biological process (GO): negative regulation of angiogenesis; negative regulation of endothelial cell proliferation
Source: RefSeq, a predicted model, not a curated record